Messenger RNA from Engraulis encrasicolus (European anchovy), 9424 nucleotides. It is a transcript of the gene dennd4c, whose product is annotated as DENN/MADD domain containing 4C. Gene Ontology annotation, biological process: regulation of Rab protein signal transduction. The record is from RefSeq and is a predicted model, not a curated record. Gene Ontology annotation, molecular function: protein binding. Lineage: Eukaryota; Metazoa; Chordata; Actinopteri; Clupeiformes; Engraulidae. Bases 280 to 6354 code for a protein of 2024 amino acids. Gene Ontology annotation, cellular component: cytoplasmic vesicle. The transcript is spliced from 38 exons.
GAGAGAGACCCAAGAGCCGAAAGUAAUACAAGUCAAACAUGGCGGCUGCUGCCACCGACACACAUCGAUAGGAACAUCGUCAACAAGAACUGGUGACAAAAAGUUUCCACGGAUUAUAUUGUGGGACUAUACACUUUUCGGCACCAAGCGUCGGCGAGGUUUUGUGUCCGUUUCCAUUCUCCAGACGGAAUAUUGGAGAGGUGAUCAUAGCAGCAGCAACUUGCCUACAUGUCAACAUUCUCUUCUCUGAAGCACUAAGCAGCUGGAUAGGCUGUUGCCAUGGCGCUGGAGGACAAGGGCCACCGGGUGAGCGACUACUUCGUGGUGGCCGGCCUGACGGAUGGCUCCGCCCCUCUGGAGACCGACCUGUCCGAGGCCAAGGGCACGGGUCCCAAGCCGCCCAUCUGCGACCUGGCAGUGAUUAACCGCUCGGCGGGGGAGACGGUGCCCGAGGGCUUCACCUGCAUCGAGAGCACCCCUACUGGCCAGCCGGCCAACCUCAACCACGGCAGCCUCAAGAGCCCCGAGCUCUUCCUGUGCUACAAGAGGGGACGCAGCAAGCCACCGCUCAUCGACAUUGGUGUCCUCUACGAGGGUAAGGAGCGUUUGAUCCAGGGUUGCGAGGUCAUCCAGGCGACGCCGUUCGGCCGCUGUGCGAACGUCAACAACAGCUCGGCGACGUCCCAGCGGAUCUUCAUCACGCUGCGUCGCGAUAGGCCGGUCCAGCCCCAGAACUCGCUGGCCGUCACCGACAUCUGCGUCAUCGUCACCAGCAAGGGAGAAACGCCGCCACACACCUUCUGCAAAGUGGACAAGAACCUCAACUGUGGCAUGUGGGGAUCAAGUGUUUUUCUCUGCUACAAGAAGUCAGUGUCCGCCUCCAACUCUAUUGCUUACAAAGCCGGUUUGAUAUUCCGCUACCCCGAGGAGGACUAUGAUUCCUUCCCCCUGUCGGAGUCGGUGCCUCUCUUCUGCCUCCCCAUGGGGGCCAAGAUCGAGUGCUGGGCCCCCAACACCCCCUACCCACUGCCCGUCUUCUCCACCUUCGUACUCACCAACUCCUCCGGAGAGAAGGUAUACGGUGCUGCUAUCCAGUUCUACGAGCCCUACCCUAUAGACCGCCUUAGCGAGCGCCAGAAACAGCAGCUGGGUCUUCUGACGGCGGUGGAGAAGAGACUGCUGACCGAUCGGCCCGUCAACACCAACAAGUGCAUCUGCCUACUCUCCAGGUGGCCCUUCUUCGAGGCCUUCCGGAAGUUUCUACUGUUCCUCUACAAGUUCUCUGUCUCUGGACCUCAUCCCCUGCCCAUUGAGAAGCACAUCUCCCACUUCAUGCACAACGUGUCCUUUCCCUCCCCUCAGCGGCCACGCAUACUCGUACAGCUGUCUCCACAUGACACGUUAAUCCUGUCUCAGCCCGUGUGCACUCCUCUGCCACUCAGUGGGGCAGACUACCGUACCCUGUUGAUGAAUCUGGGUUCUGAGAACUGUGCCACCCUGCUGCAUUUUGUGCUGAUGGAGAGCAAGAUCCUGCUGCACUCACUACGGCCAGCUGUACUCACUGGGGUGGCAGAGGCGGUGGUGGCCAUGAUUUUCCCAUUCCAGUGGCAGUGUCCCUAUAUCCCCCUGUGUCCCCUGUCCUUGGCGGGGGUCCUCAACGCUCCGUGUCCCUUCAUCGUGGGCGUCGACUCGCGAUACUUUGACCUAUACGACCCGCCGCCUGACGUGGUGUGUGUGGACCUGGACACCAACACCAUAUACCUGUCUGAUGAGAAGAGACACUGCAGCUGGAAAAACCUUCCCAAGAAGCCCUGCAAGAGCCUGCUCACAUCGCUAGGCAACCUGCAGAACCAGCUCGCUCUAGUGCGUCGUAGCUCCCCAGAGGGCUCUGCGGUGGACAUGACACCUAUCGAGGCGGACUUCACGUGGCAGAAGAAGAUGGCGUGCCUGGAGAUGGAGAUCCAGGAGUCCUUCCUGCGCUUCAUGGCCACCAUCCUGCGAGGCUACCGCACCUACCUCAAGCCCAUCACACAGGCCCCGUCCGAUAAGGCUACUUCUGCCGACUCACUGUACGACCUGCAAGGUUUCCUGAAGAGUCGUGACCGAGCACAUCAGAAGUUCUACUCUCCGCUGACUAAGACCCAGAUCUUCAUCCGCUUUAUCGAGGAGUGCACCUUCGUCAGUGACAAGGACACCGGACUAGCCUUCUUCGACGACUGCAUAGAGAAGCUCUUUCCAUCGGACAAAGGCACAGAUAAAGGCAAUAAGGUGGAUGCUGAGUUGAGCGAGGACACGCGUCUGAUGGAGCUGGAUGAGUCUCAGAAGAGUGAACACACGGUGUUCGUCAUGCCCCCUGAAGCCCCGCCAGACUCACUCUCACGCUACAGCUAUGGUAAUUUCCCUCGUCUGUGUCUGGAGUUGUUUGAUCGUCCGCGUGAGCUCCGUCCUGCACUGAGCAGCCGAGCAGCGGGGGCCAGCCUGUCAUCCAGUCCUGCUCUACUGGCCAAGAGGACCAAACAGGAGAUGAAGCUGGCGGUGAAGAUGGCCAAGCGUUACUAUAGCAACCCUCCGCUGUGGGCACGCUGCCUGGUCAGCCACUGCUACAGCAUGUGGUUCAUCUGCCUGCCUGCGGGGGGCAGGAGCGCACACUCCAAGACCCGGGCCAUGCAGCAGGCCUACAAUGUACUGCUGAAGCUCAGGAGCACAGAGGUGGAGAUGCUGGACGAGGUGUGUUAUCGUGUGGUGAUGCAGCUGUGUGGUCUAUGGGGGAUGCCUGUGAUGGCUGUAAGGGUGCUGAUGGAGAUGAAGAAAGCCGGAGUGCAGCCCAACGCCAUCACCUACGGAUACUACAACAAGGCGGUUCUGGAGAGCACGUGGCCCAGUCAGAACCGUUCUGGCCUCUUCAUGUGGACUAAAGUCCGGAACCUUCUGAGGGGCCUGGCUCAGUUCAAACAGGCCCUGCACGACAACUCCAGCCCUGAUGGGGGCACCAUAACGCCCAAUGCUGUGUCCGUGUCCAGCAGGGGGCGGUCUGAUGUGGAUCGUCUGAGUCACGGCAGCGCAGACAGCUCCAACGAACCCAACGGAGACGAACACACACACUUCACACACACACUCGGAGGAGAGGCCAGCACAGGUGGCCAGUCAGAUCAAGGCUACGGCUCUAAGGACGAGCUUCAUCAGGAGGUCUCCCCUCUCCUGCUCCCCACACAUAACGGGGAGGACAUAGCCGGCUCUGUGGACAGUGCUGUUGCCAUGACUACGCCCCCCAGCCCGGCCGAAGCUACCCCACCUCCCCCCAGCAUCGUCAAACUGUCAACGGGCAGCUUUGAUGCUUCUGCAGGCAGAGAGACUGGUCCAAACAAGCUGUUCAAGCUGCGUAGUCAGAGCGAAGACAUCCGACUGCCCGAGGAUAUCGCCAUACCAACCGACGACAACGACACCACCACCACCAACUGCAACACUUCCUGUAUGGGCGGGACAAACCCUGCCACCGGAUUGCCCGGCGGGGCCACUGGUGGUGGGUCAGGAGUCGUUGCCACGACAGCGGCGCGCGCUAAGCAGGCGUUUGCAGAGCGUAGCUGCAGCUUUAGCGCGGAGAGCCGCGCGGGCAUGCUCAGUAAGAAGGGCAGCCUGGAGCUCAGCGGCAACAUGGCCGCCCACAUGGGGGCCGACGCCCGAAUCCUUGCCAACGCGCUAACGCAGGGCGUACGCACCCCGCCCCCCGGGGGGCCACACACACCCGCGCCCGAGGACACCUCCACCCCCACACAGGCCACUGGCACCGCCGGGAAAGCCACGAGUGCCAUCCAGGGGUCAGCCUUCCCAGAGCUGCAAGGAGAGGAAGAGGAGGAGCCAGAGGAGGAAGUGACGUCGUCAGACACGCCCACUCCCGGAGAGGAGCACGAAGAGCAGAAGCAGGACAAAUCAGAAAAGGAGCAGGAGGAGCCAAAUGACAUCACGGACGCCGACAUGGCCGCCGACAGCUCCGAGGUCGCAACCCCCAUCAACGCGGCGGAGGUCGACCAGAGCCUUGCCACCAACUCCUCUUCCUCGUCGUCUGGGGUGACGCGCGUUGCCGAGCGAUCGGACGUGGAGGCGGGGUCGGACCCAUUAUCGCUGCUGGCCUCCGAGAGAGAAGACGCCGCAUCGCUACAGAGCCAGGAGUCACAGACACAAACACACACACCCGACCGGCAGCUCGCACAUGAGAUAGAGCUGUACAUGAGUCUACAGGGACCACUGGGGUCUAAGGCCUCCAGUAUGGAGCUCAGCCCACCUGACCCCCUCCAGCCCCCCUCUGAUCCCCCCACCAGUGGGCUCCAGUCUGGGCUGACCACCCCCUCCUGCACCCCCUCCAAGCAGCCCCUGGAGCGGAGGUCCAGCCUCCCGGCCCCCGCCACCCCGAAACCCAGCGCCCCCCCAGCCAGCGCAGGCAACACCCCCAAACGCACCCACCCUGCCUCCACCUCCUCAUCCUCCUCCUCCACCACCAACACCCCCAACGCUGGCGUCUCUCGGUCCAAGACCUUCGCCGUCAAGUCUCGGACGCUGCAGAGCCCAUCGCGCUCCCUCUCGUCCCCGUCGGCGUCCCUCUCGGCGCUGGUGAGGUCGUCCCAGAGCGGCUCCCUGGGCUCCGUCAUCAACUCUUUGUCCUCGGGCAUCAAGAUGGACACCCUCCUCUCGGGCCCCAAGAUAGACGUGCUCAAGUCGGGCAUGAAGCAGGCGGCUAACGCGGCUAGCAAGGCGUGGGCAGCUGUGGCCUCAGCUUACUACUCAGACGAAGAGGAUGACCAAGCUGAGCAUGAUGGCUUCCCCGCUCGAUUGGACGAGCAGUUCCUGUCGGGUGAGGGGUCUGGGGCAGACGGCCACACCCCCCGAGGCCUGAUGGCAGCCAAUGGGCUCGCUCAGAGCUCCACCAGUCUAGGAAGCAGCAGCGGCAGCAGCGAAACACACCACAACACACCAAUGACUCCCGGGAGAUCGAUGAGGGGCGGAGACUCAGAGCAAGGAUCCUCUUCCCAUCACGCCAGCUCAUCCAGCAUCUACCAGAACUGCUCACUAGAGGUGUUGAUGUCGAGCUGUUCCCAGUGUGUGAAGUGCGAGGGGCUGGUGUACGAUGAGCAGAUCAUGGCGGGAUGGACGGCAGAUGACUCCAACCUCAACACCACGUGUCCUUACUGCCAGAACUCCUUCCUGCCGCUCUUACACGUGGAGUUCCACGACCUACGCCCACCCAGCGGCUUCUACCUGAAGCCCAGCGCGUCAGGUGACAGCCUCCCACCAACCACGACGUCGGAGCAGAAGAUAAGCUCCGCUCCCAACCCCAGCAACUCCAGUGACCUCAUCAGUUUCCCAGAAUCCUCGGAGGAAGGAGAGGAGGGGGAGGACUCGACCAGCAAGCAGACUGGCGCAAACAAGACGUUGGUUCUGGAGCCGGCUCAGUCGGACCCUUUGGGCCUUCUAGAGCGCCAGGACCGGCAUGCUCAGCGGGGCGCAGGGGGCGGCACCUCCCUGACCCGCAGCAACAGUGUGGGCGGGCCCCUACAGAGCCUGGAUCACGCCCACAUCCCACGGCCCAAUCAUGGCAUCUCCACCACCAGCUUGCCCAAUAGCCUGCACGACGUGGCGGAUUCCCUGGGCCAGAAGCGGGCCAAUCCUAAGCCGGUGUCGGUUCCGUAUCUGAGUCCACUGGUGCUGAGGAAGGAGCUGGAAUCACUACUGGAGAACGAGGGAGACCAGGUGAUCUACACCCACAAGUUCCUGAGUCAGCACCCCAUCCUGUUCUGGAACCUUCUGUGGUACUUCAGGAGACUGGACCUGCAGAGUAACCUACCGGGACUCAUCCUCACCUCCGAACAUUGCAACAACGGAGUACAGCUGCCCCAGUCGUCCCUGUCUGCUGACAGUAAGCAGGUCUACAUCCAGCUGCUCUGGGACAACACCAACCUACACACGGAGCCCACGGAACCACUCUACAUGAUGUGGAGGAGCUUUAUGGAGCGUAAGGGCACGUUGGGUCCUAAUGACUACCAGGAGACGCGUUCGCUGCUGAACAGCAUCGUGAGGAGCAUCCAGACCAACGACGUCUACUCCCCCAUCUCCCUACUGCUCAGAGAGGUCAAACGACACCCAGAGGUCAAGAGGCAGAGGAGUAUCUACAGAGAGAUCCUCUUCCUGGCUCUGGUGUCGCUUGGUCGGGAAAACAUCGAUGUCGAGGCGUAUGAUCGGGAGUAUCAGCAGGCGUACGACAAGUUGAGUGCCGAGCAGCUGAAGGCUCUGUCCGCCAUGGACCGGCCUCCCAGCAGGAGCGUCCAGUGGUGCCUCAAGACCUUCGGAGCUCCCUUCAUCUGAACUGAGCGCCGCCCUGUGGGUCUGGCGUAGAACUGCCAUCAGUCAGACUGACUAAACCCCUCUAGGCCUACAAGACACUCAGAAUUCCCCACCCCACCCACCGUCAUUCCCUGCCCUCUCACCCAGCCCAGCACUUCAGUAGUGCUUCAAGUCUUUUGGGGCCCUCCCCCUUCAUCUGAGCUCAGCACCACCUAGGGUUUUCGGAGUGGAACUACAGUGAUAGGAGCUACCCUUCUAUUCCCUCCAGACAUCCACCCUCCUCCUUCAACCCUCUCACCCAGCAGGAGCCGUACAGUGGUGCAUCAAGAUGUUUGGACCGUCCCUCAUCUAAACUCUUCCGCCACCUGGGUGUCUGGAGUGGAACUAUAGCCAUCACUAAGGCAGUGAAAAGGAGCGACAGCCUCUCCUACCCAGCAAGAGUGUUUAGUCGAGGAGAGUAGAGCAGAGUAAGAUGAUUCAAGCCUUUGCAUGUCCUGGAUCCAUAUGAUGUCAUGUGCUUUAGGUUGAGAAUAAAUGGAGUUCCCUUGGCACUGUGGAUGGCGGUAGCGCACAUCUUAUGCAAGCCGUCACCAAAAUGCACAGAAAGGAGACCGAAUUUGAGCACACGCAUUUGCAUUGGGCGGGUGGAGUUUGAAUCAUCUUACUCGUCUAAGGACAUCUCUGGUUUAGUGGUGCCACGACACCUUCAGAGCUCCUUUCACCUGAGCUGAGCGCCACCUGGGGCUUUGGAGUAUAAUAACAACAAUCAGUUACCUGCACUCCAAUCCUCCAAAAAAAAACCUUGUCAUGCAACUCCCCAUGCCCCCCACCCCUCUUCCAACCAACCAAGCAAGACUUUUCAGUAGGUUCUCAUGACCUCCAGAGUGCCUGUCAUCUGGGUUCAGCCCCAUCAAGUAGUAGCCUCCUGUUAAGUAUACAGGUCUGUUUCUUGGCCUCGGGGGUGAAGGGUCACAGCGCUAUGGAAACAGGAUACUUUUUCUUCUUCUUCGUUGGUGGUGGGAUUAUCCUUCUUUUUUGAUUUGUUGUACAGUUGAUGACGCAUCUUUGUGUCACUGCCCUCCUGCAUUCCAGAACUGUUUUUUUUUUGUGCUGGCCCGAAAGUGUGUGCGAGAGACACACACACACACACACACACACACACACACACACACACACACACACACACACACACACACACACACACACACACACACACACACACACACACACACCCCACACGCACACACACACGCACACAGAGUCUGACCCCUGGAGUAUAUGUGUCUAAUCCUUGUCUCUGGUUCUGAAUUCUACACACACCAACGUAGACACAAAAAACUCAACUUGACCCCCAAAUCAGACUUGAUUGAUAUGAGAGAUAUAACUGCCACCAUAACAAGAGUCAAUGGCUGUGACCUGGAGGAGCUGAACUCUGUAUUGAUACAUGACUUUGGAUGAAGGAUGUGGACCAAGUUCAAUCGAACAGUUGCACACUCACACACGUCAUUUUGCUUAAAUGCACAUGGGGUUUGAAUGUCGCUUUUAUGCUUGGAGAGAACAGGUGUGCUUGUGUGUGUGUGUGCGUGUGUGUGUGUGUGUGUGCGUGCGUGCGUGCGUGCGUGCGUGCGUGCGUGCGUGCGUGCGUGCGUGCGUGCGUGCGUGCGUGUGUGCGUGUGUGUGUGUGUGUGUGUGUGUGUGUGUGUGUGUGUGUGUGUCCAUGACAACCAGUCUUAGAGUUUGAUGUGCACUUUUAGAAAGAUGGUUGCUCAGUCGUCUGGGCUGUUUUGAUUUUAGUUGUUCAAUUUUGUUUUUUCAUGUACAUAUUUUUCUACAUUUGGACCUGUGUAAAUCAGAUUUGUGAUGGUCUCUGUGUGUGUGUGUGCGCGUGUGUGCGUGUGUAUGCGUGUGCGUGCGUGUGUGUCCAGAAACGUUAGUUAUUUAGGCACUUUUGGGUAAAUUGUCUUAAAUUAGCCUGGUUAAAGGGGACACUGGGAAUGGCCACUUUUUGGUGUGUGUGCGCGCGCACGUGUGUGUGCGUGAAUGUUAUAUGAUUUACACUGACUCACAAGUUGUGAGAGUGACUGUAAAGUAGUUGGUAAUAAUUAUAGUUGCAGAUAGAUGAGUUUGGGACAUUCCAUGAAUCACAGCAGUCUUUGAGCCCGUUUAUAUGCACAUCAAUAAACCGUUUAUGAACAGGUUUUUGGAGUUACCGGUUUAUUUGAGCGCUCAUGUAAACUGAAUAAACAGUUUUCAUAAUCGGGUUAUUGCCGUUAUCGGUUUAUGAGAAAUCCGAUUCGCACAGGUAGGUUUUUGGCUAAUAAACUGAUUUCUCGUGUCAUGUAUCCAGCAUAAUCGGGUUAUGAUCAGGUUAUUGACACUCUAGAAGGAUAAGUAGCCAAUCACAAGCCUUAAAUUCUAGUUUCGUGUCACACACUUUAGUGGAACACAGGCAACCGACGGACUGCAUAUAAACAGCAAUAAACCGUUUACUCUAAUAACCUGUUUAUUCCAAUAAAGAGAUUAUUGUGGCCAUAUAAACGGGCUCUUUGAUGAAAUCCAUGUAUGUUAGUACUAUGCUGCCCCCUGGUGAAGGUCUUCAUUAAAGGCUGUGAGUGUCGUACUCCCCUCUAGUGUUAUUACAUCUCCUCAUGAUGGGCAACAGUUGAGACGCUUGUUUGGAAACGCCAGCAGAGAAUUGUCUAGUUGAGUAAGAUACUUCAAGCCCAUGCAUUUCCUGGAUCCAUGUGAUGUCCUGUGAACGCCCCUUUAGGAGACCUUCUGUUAGGAGACCUUUUAGAGGCUUUAGGUGGAGAUCAAAUGGCGUUUCAAUGGCACCGUAGAUGGCGGUAGCACACAUAUUAUGCAAGCCGCUAUCAAAUGCUACAGAAAGAGAAGAAGAAGGAGGGGACAACAUCCCCUUAGCACACUCCUUUGCAUUGGGUCGGCAGAGUUUGAAUUAUCUUACUCCAUUAAGAAAAUCUUUGAUGCCAGUUGGGGCGUGCUGAUUUGGCUCUCUUUCUUUUCUCCCUCUCUCUCUCUUGUUCCAAUUUCAUUUCUCUCUAUCUUUCUGUACCUCCGUGUGUGUGUGUGU